This is a messenger RNA of Erythranthe guttata (spotted monkey flower), 4034 nucleotides long. RefSeq names its product zinc finger protein BRUTUS. NCBI's taxonomy places the organism in Eukaryota, Viridiplantae, Streptophyta, Magnoliopsida, Lamiales, Phrymaceae. Gene Ontology annotation, biological process: ubiquitin-dependent protein catabolic process; protein ubiquitination. Gene Ontology annotation, molecular function: ubiquitin protein ligase activity; zinc ion binding. The record is from RefSeq and is a predicted model, not a curated record. Gene Ontology annotation, cellular component: nucleus.
AAAAGGGGAGAAAGUUCGUAAAGACCAGGAGAGAGAGAGAGGCUCUCUUUAAUCUGUUCCUUUUUUUCGUGUGUUUGUGUAUGAUUAGAUGGCGACGCCGGGGAUACAGAACGGCAGCGUUUCGGUGAUUGCAGCCGCGCCGGUGAUGGCGCCGGUGGAUCAGAACGGACACUCUGCUGCUGCUGCUGCUGCUGUGAAGCUCUCUUCUCCAAUUAGGAUAUUUUUGUUCUUCCACAAGGCGAUUCGGGCGGAGCUAGACGGCCUUCAUCGGACCGCCUUGGCGAUGGCGACGAAUAGAAGCGGCGGCGACAUCAAGCAGUUGACGGAGAAGUGCCAUUUCUUAAGGUCGAUUUACAAACACCAUUGUAAUGCCGAAGACGAGGUUAUAUUUCCGGCUCUUGAUAUCCGUGUGAAGAAUGUCGCCCAGACUUAUUCACUUGAGCAUGAGGGCGAAAGUGUGCUAUUUGAUCAGCUGUUUACGUUGCUGGGAAAUGAUAUGAUAAAUGAGGAAAGCUACAAAAGGGAGUUAGCUUCUUGUACAGGAGCCCUUCAAACAUCAAUCAGUCAGCACAUGUCCAAGGAAGAGGAGCAGGUUUUCCCCUUGCUUAAGGAAAAGUUCUCGUUUGAGGAGCAGGCAUCAUUAGUGUGGCAAUUCUUGUGCAGCAUACCUGUAAAUAUGAUGGCAGAAUUCUUGCCAUGGCUUUCAUCAUCAAUCUCACCAGACGAAAGGCAGGAUAUGCGUAAAUGCUUGCACAGAAUAAUCCCUGAUGAAAAACUGCUUCAACAGAUUAUAUUCAACUGGAUGGAUGGGGUAAAGAUGAGCAACAAGCGUAAACGUUGUGAGGAUGAUCCCAGAACUCCUAGUGACUCUGUUAAUCCAACUGUAAAUGGGCAAUGCCGUUAUGAAUCCCCUCAGCUUUCUGAUUGUAAUGACAUCAAAUGUCCGCUUCAUCUUCCAGUUGAUGAUAUAUUGCAUUGGCAUAAGGCUAUCGAGAAGGAACUGAAUGAUAUAGCUGAAGCAGCUAGAAAUAUAAAGUUAACUGGAGAUUUCUCUGAUCUAUCCUCUUUUAAUAGAAGGCUCCAAUUUAUAGCUGAAGUCUGUAUUUUCCAUAGCAUCGCUGAGGACAAAGUCAUAUUCCCUGCAGUAGAUGCGGAAAUCUCUUUUGUCGAGGAGCAUGCAGAGGAAGAGAGUGAAUUUCACAAAUUCAGAUGCUUAAUCGAAAGUAUUGAAGCUGCUGGAGCCAACUCUUCUGCUGAAUUUUAUUCCGAAUUAUGCUCACAGGCUGAUCAUAUAAUGGAGACCGUAAAGAAGCAUUUUCUCAAUGAGGAAAAUCAGGUUAUUCCGCUUGCAAGGAAGCAUUUCAGCCCUGAAAGGCAGCGAGAACUUCUAUAUCGGAGCUUAUGUGUGAUGCCACUGAGAUUGAUCGAAUGUGUCUUGCCAUGGUUGGUUGGAUCACUGAGUAAAGAAGAAGCUCGGCGUUUUCUUUAUAACAUGCAUAUGGCAGCUCCAGUGUCGGACACAGCUUUAGUUACUUUGUUCUCUGGCUGGGCAUGCAAAGGUCUUCCUAUGGGAAUAUGUUUGUCUUCUAGUGAAACUAGUUGUUGUCCUGCAAAGGAGCUUAAAGUAGAACAAGAGCAUUUUGGCAGAUCCUUUGGUUCAUGUGCCUGUGCAAGUACCUCUGAUAACAGUACUACUUUCGAACAAGCGCGCAAGUGUGUAAUGAUGGUCAAGCUGGGAAACCUUGCUUCCACACAAAGUAAUAGUUGCAUUGAAUCCCCAAAAGAUUUUCUCACUAACCAAUCUUGUUGUGUUCCUGGCCUAGGAGUCAAUAGCAAUAGUCUAGGAGUGAGUUCCUUAGCCGCAGCAAAAUCUUUGCGUUCUUUAUCUUUUGGUCCAAGUGCUCCUUCUCUCAAGUCUAGUCUUUUCAACUGGGAAGCAGAUAAUAAUAGCUCCAGUAGCAGUGGCCAUGUAACACGACCGAUCGACAACAUCUUUAAGUUUCACAAAGCCAUCCGGAAAGAUUUGGAAUUUCUAGAUGUCGAAUCUGGGAAACUUGGUGAUUGUGACGAAACUUUUCUCAGACAAUUUAGUGGCAGAUUUCGUCUUUUGUGGGGCUUGUACAGAGCUCAUAGUAAUGCGGAAGAUGAUAUCGUAUUCCCAGCCUUGGAAUCGAAGGAAACUCUUCAUAAUGUAAGCCAUUCUUACACCUUGGACCACAAGCAGGAAGAAGAACUCUUUGAGGAUAUCUCGUCUGCACUAUCUGACCUCUCUCAACUCCACGAGAAUUUGAACGCGAAAAAUGUGACUGGAAACUCGGGUGGAAGUUCCGCUAGUUCUUCAGGUCACGCCGAUUAUUUGAAAAAAUAUAAUGAGCUGGCGACAAAAAUUCAAGGAAUGUGCAAAUCCAUCAAAGUAACUCUGGAUCAUCAUGUUAUACGUGAAGAGGUUGAACUGUGGCCAUUAUUUGACAAAUAUUUUCCCGUCGAGGAGCAAGACAAACUCGUUGGCCGCAUAAUUGGCACAACAGGAGCAGAGGUGCUUCAGUCAAUGCUACCUUGGGUAACAUCCGCUCUUACUCAAGAAGAGCAAAAUAAGAUGAUGGACACAUGGAAGCAUGCAACUAAGAACACUAUGUUCAGUGAGUGGCUUAAUGAAUGGUGGGAAGGGACUUCAGCAGAAUCUUCACAGGUUUCCACAUCAGAAAAUAAUAUCCCACAAGAAUAUGAUUUGCAUGAAUCCGUGGAUCAAAGUGAUCACACGUUUAAGCCUGGGUGGAAAGAUAUAUUCCGAAUGAACCAAAACGAGCUUGAAUCGGAGAUAAGGAAGGUUUCUCGUGAUUCAACCCUUGAUCCAAGAAGAAAAGCUUAUCUUAUUCAAAACCUAAUGACCAGUCGGUGGAUAGCUUCCCAGCAGAAAAUUUCCCAGUCGGAUGAAGUUGAUGAUGGUAAAGAUUUACUCGGUCAUUCCCCAUCAUUUCGUGAUGCUGAUAAACAAAUCUUCGGCUGCGAGCAUUAUAAAAGAAACUGCAAGCUCCGGGCUGCUUGCUGUGGCAAAUUGGUAGCAUGCAGGUUUUGCCACGAUGAAGUCAGUGAUCAUUCAAUGGAUAGGAAGGCAACAUCUGAAAUGAUGUGUAUGAAUUGCCUACAGGUUCAGCCAGUUGGGCCGGUUUGCAUAACCCCUUCUUGCAAUGGACUAUCAAUGGCGAAAUACUAUUGUAGUAGCUGCAGAUUCUUUGAUGAUGAACGGGAGGUUUAUCAUUGUCCUUUCUGCAAUUUGUGCCGUGUUGGGAAAGGACUCGGCAUAGACUUCUUUCAUUGCAUGACAUGCAAUUGUUGCUUGGGAAUGAAACUAGUGAACCACAAGUGCAGGGAGAAAGGUCUUGAAACUAACUGCCCAAUAUGCUGCGACUUUUUGUUCACAUCAAGUACAGCUGUGAGGGCUCUUCCAUGUGGUCAUUACAUGCAUUCCGCUUGUUUCCAGGCAUAUGCGUGCACCCAUUACAUCUGUCCCAUUUGCAGCAAGUCGAUGGGAGACAUGUCGGUCUACUUCGGCAUGCUUGAUGCUUUGAUGGCUUCAGAGGUUCUUCCAGAAGAAUAUAGAGACCGGUGUCAGGAUAUCUUAUGUAACGACUGCGAUAGAAAAGGAAUUGCGCCAUUUCACUGGCUGUACCACAAGUGUGGCCUAUGUGGUUCGUACAAUACCAGAGUAAUCAAGGUCGAUAGAGAUCAUAAUUGUAUAACGUAGUUUAACUAAUGAAGGCGAUUUUAUUUCUUUCCAACAAUUUGUUUAAUGGGCUAUUGCAUGUUGAUUAAGUGAGUAUUUCGUGACGAUUUUAUUUUAUUUAUUUUUUACACGAGGAAUAGAUAGAAUGUUAGACGAGAUGACCUAAUGCUUUAGAGUAACUCUACUUCCUACGGGUAUAUAUGAGCAUAAUAAAAUAGAUGGAGUUUUUGCUCCAAUUUGCCAUGUUGUGUUGUAUCUUCGACUUUGGACGUGUUUUCGUAUACGAUAUAUUUGCUAGCGGAUCUUUGGA